Molecule: messenger RNA, 2102 nt
Organism: Solanum dulcamara
Lineage: Eukaryota; Viridiplantae; Streptophyta; Magnoliopsida; Solanales; Solanaceae
Product: anaphase-promoting complex subunit 6
Exons: 16
Coding region: 203-1858 (551 amino acids)
Biological process (GO): cell division
Molecular function (GO): protein binding
Source: RefSeq, a predicted model, not a curated record
CAUGCAGUUAGGUUGAUACAAUAGCUUUGAAUUUUGGUACUAUCUAUUCAAAAACCCGUCUCCAUUUCUUCACAAACAAAACCUUACUCCCGCUCUUUUGCCAUUUCUCUCUGCCCAAAUCUGAUUCCUCAAUCAUUCCAGAACUCUGAAUUUUGAAUUCAAACUUGUCAAUCAAAAAAGAGAAAUUGGUAUCCAAUAAACAAUGAGGGAAGAAGAAAUUGAGAGGCUAAGAGGUGUUGUGAGGGAUUGUGUGAGUAAGCAUUUGUAUUCUUCAGCCAUCUUCUUUGCUGAUAAAGUAGCUGCAAUUACUUCAGACCCAGCUGAUAUAUACAUGCAAGCACAAGCUUUGUAUCUUGGUCGACACUAUCGCCGUGCCUUUCACCUUCUUAAUGCUUCUCAAAUCGUUCUUCGUGAUCUCCGCUUCCGAUACCUAGCUGCCAAGUGCCUCGAAGAACUGAAGGAGUGGGAUCAAUGUCUUCUAAUGCUGGGUGAUGCUAAAGUGGAUGAACAUGGAAAUAUUACUGACACAAGGGAGUGCAACAGCAUGUACUUAGACAAGGAUGGCGAAGAUCGUGAAAUAAAUAUUUUAUCAGCAAUAUGUUUUUUGAGGGGAAAGGCAUAUGAAGCGUUGGAGAAUCGUGCACAGUCUCGACUAUGGUAUAAAGCUGCUAUCAAGGCUGAUCCUUUGUGUUAUGAGGCAUUGGAAUGUCUGAUAGAGAAUCACAUGCUCACUUGUGAUGAAGAGAGAACCGUGCUCUCAUGUUUGCAAUUUGGUCCUGAAGAUGGGUGGCUCUCUUCAUUCUAUUCUUGUUUGGUAAAGAAGUAUGAUAAAGAAAAUGUGGUGGAAGCCAAAUUUAGAGAACUGGAACAGAGUGGACCUAAUACAAAGCUGUCGGACAAAUCUGUUUUGUGUACACUUAAAGCCAACACUGAUCUUUUGGCCUGCAAAGCCGAGUACUAUCAUCAAUGCGGUGAAUAUCAGAAAUGCUUUGAACUAACAUCUGAAUUGCUUGAAAAGGAUCCGUUCCACCUCAAGUGUACCCUGGUGCACUUAGCAGCAGCAAUGGAGUUGGGACAUUCCAAUGAGCUGUAUCUUAUGGCUUGCAAUUUAGUGAAGGAUUAUCCUCAAAAGGCUCUGUCAUGGUUUGCUGUCGGUUGCUACUACUAUUGUAUCAAGAAAUAUGACCAAGCACGCCGCUAUUUUAGUAAGGCAACAAGCUUAGAUGGAACAUUUGCUUCAGCUUGGAUAGGAUAUGGAAAUGCUUAUGCAGCUCAAGAAGAAGGAGACCAGGCAAUGUCAGGUUACCGCACUGCUGCUAGAUUAUUUCCUGGGUACCAUUUGCCUACUUUGUACAUUGGAAUGGAAUAUAUGCGAACUCACAGCUUUAAACUAGCUGAGCAGUUUUUUAUGCAGGCUAAGUCAAUAUGUCCCUCAGAUCCACUUGUAUAUAAUGAGCUUGGAGUUGUUGCUUAUCAUAUGAAGGAGUAUAAGAAAGCAGUGCGGUGGUUUGAGAAAACAUUGUCUCACAUUCCAUCUUCCUUAAGUGAGAUGUGGGAAUCAACAGUAAUCAAUCUUGCUCAUGCCCUCAGAAAAUUAAAGAGGUACAAUGAGGCAAUUGCAUAUUAUGAGAGAGCCCUUGCAUUGUCUACGAGAAGUCUAACUACUUAUGCUGGUCUUGCAUACACUUACCAUCUCCAGAAUAAUUAUACGGCAGCUAUUACAUACUACCACAAGGCAUUGUGGUUCAAGCCGGAUGAUCAAUUCUGCACAGAAAUGUUAACUUUAGCUCUUGCUGAUGAAAGCCGCCAUGGGAUUGACCCAAUAGUUGAAUCUCGUUCUGGUGGUCUAUUUAUGUAAUGUGGAACUUGAGGAAGAGAAUUCUCUGGUAAUGUUAUUUAUAUGAGAUUUUUUAUGAUGAUUUCUCCAAAAGGUUGGGAAAAAAAUCUACAAGAUUUACUUUUAUCUUGUAUCAUAGACUAGUAGGAGCAGGUGUCGAUAAAUUUGUAUCGUAGCUAGUUCUAGCAGUUGAAACCCAUGUAACGACUGUACUACCUAUCAGAAAAAGAAAAACCACAAUAUGAUGCAUUGUUUAUUUCUUCCA